AUCAGCCGCUGACCGGUGCUUGUUGGAGGCGACACUGUACCAUAAAUACUGGGAGAACAGGCUUUUAAUUAGACAUGGAAAGGCUACAAUGUGGCAAAUUGUCAGCGGUCCAAUCAGAGAGUAGGUCACUAAUAUGCAAAUGCGUUGUUAUCACAGUCACGUCAGCAGCAGCGGUAGAGCCGCUGUGCCGAGGUCGCCAGCAGGAGUACAACUAACAACACAGUCACAACUUCGCCGAUAACACUUUGCCCUUUGGGGUUCCUUUCAGGGACGCAAUAUAAAGGAUAUGCUGUAGCUCUGUAGAGAGUGAGGCUCAUUGGGACCAGUUUGGAUCCAGUGGAGUUCUGAAGGUUCCAUUUACCCUCCGAGCUCUGCCAUGGACUUCUUUGAUGACCCUAACCUCUUUGUUGGAGGUUUGGAUGGGCUGGAUGAAGAAGGUUUCCCCUCAGCACCGUCACUCGUGGAUGAGCUAAAUCUCAGUGCUGACUUUGAGCCCCUCCAAGUGGAGCCUCUAGGCCCGGGGAAGCACCAAGACAUGAUGCCACCAGUUUCUUCCACAUCCACCCAACAAGCCAUGCCCACUUACAGUCAUCAGAUAGGCCACUACAUUGGCAUGAAGGCACAGAAUCCUAUGGGGCAGGCAUUUUCUGGUCCUGGGGGCACAGGUGGUGGAGAUGGUGGCAUGAUUGCAGAGCAACAUGGCCAGUACCAUAAUGCCACCAUGACACAAGUACCUCAAUCCAAUGGGCUGUUCUGUAACAGUAGCAGUCCAAUGUGGGGCAACCAGGACCAGAAUGGGAAUAUGUACCACCCCUUAUCUCAACAGCAACAACAGCUUUGUCAUCAGCAGCAGCAACUGCACAACCAGCAACUGCAUGUAAGACAACAACAAACACAGCAGCAACACCACCCCUGUCAUCAUCAACAACAGCAGCAGCACAGAAUGCGGCAGCAGCAGCUGCAACAACAGCAAAGUCAUCAGCAACAGCUGUUAAACCAGCGCCAGCACCAACAAAUUAACACACAGACUAUGUCCCUGCAGCAACAACAGCAUCACAAUUUCUCCUUUCACCAGGGAAGUCAAACUCAGAGCCAACAGCAAGUUCACCAUAGUCAGCAGCAGGUUCAGCACCAGCUAACUGUAGGAGGACCAAGGUUCCAUUCAAGGGCUCUGCCAAGUAAGUCCUAUCUGGAUAGUCAAAAUGCUUCUCUGACUGGAACUUGCUUACAACAACAGCAGCAGCAGGGUAGCUACCAGUUGAACAGGGGAGGUCAAGCCUUCUCUGGAUCAGGACUGGAAGACAAUAACCUGCCCUUCCCCAUGCAUUCAUCAUCUGUGGGUCACUCCCUGCCCACGUACUCGGUCAGUUCUGCCAGCACCUACCAACCGGCUCAGUACCCUGCCUACCCUGGAGAACCAGAAAUAACCAGUCUCAGUCAGCAGUCUUUGUCAUCAGCAUCGGUGUCUAGGCCCACCACAACUGUUGCUCCCCUCACUUCUACAGUGCCUGAGCUCUCAGGGACAGUAUGCCCGUUUUCAUCCACAUCAGUUAUGGGUCAACAGCACAUUAGGACCCCGGUUAGCCAGGCAGAGGAAUGUCCUUUCCGUGCUUUACGCUGUUCUGGAGAAACCCAGGGAAGCUGUAAGUCAUCUGAGAUGUUUGGUGAUUCUAUGAGCUGCUACCCCAGCAUGGCCAGUCAGCUACCCUCUGAACAGCCUCAGAGUUGCGUGGCCAUCAACACUAAUGGAUUUCAAGCAUUGGGAGACAAUCUCCUGCCAUCAGGUGCUCAGGAUGGGGACUUGGAGGGGUUGGAACCUCCUGACCUCCUGCCUGACCUACUGCCCCAGCUGGAGGCUGCUCUCAGCCAGCAGGAUGAAUCCAACUGUUCCUGGGCUGAUUCCAGCCAUGAGAGGGGACAUGAGCACCGGAAGUCACCACCUGUUGAGAACAAGGAUGACAAGCCUCGAAAGAACACUAAUGGUCCUGGUAGCCAGGUACGGGUCCUCAGUCCCCCAAUGAAGAGCAGCUCAUCGUCCUCCUCCUCUUCCUCAUCAUCUUCAUCCUCAUCCAGCUCCUCAUCGGAGAAGAGGACUUCGCGGAGGGCGCAUCAUCAGAUGGAGUCAACUCAGCUGGAGAAGCAGGAGAAGGCCAAUAGGAUAAUAUCAGAGGCUAUUGCAAAAGCCCGGCAGCGCGGUGAGAAGAACAUCCCCAGAGUCAUGAGCCCGGAGAGCUUCCCCAGCUCUUCCUCUCAGUACAAGACCCACCGUGACCGCGAGCAUAAAGGAAAUGGCAAGGCAAGGCCCAAAGAGAAGGCCUGUAGGAAAGCCUGCAUUGUACCUUCCUCCAAGCCCAAGCAGAAGGCCAAGAUCGGGAAAAUUGUCAUAAAGAUUGGGAAGAAAAAGAAGAGAAAGCCACCGUCUUCAGAGGAGGAGUCGGAUGAUGACCCUCCACCUCGACACACUUCUAAAGACGACGACUCGAAGAGGCGAUCUAAUCGCCAGGUGAAAAGGAAGAAGUAUGCUGAAGAGCUGGAGGCCAGGCUGUCAGAUGAGGAAGUCAAGGUUAUUGUCAAAGCCAAGAAAACCAACACUGCAGCAUCCAAGCAGCCUGCUGUUCAACUCUUUGUAGAAAAUCCUAGUGAGGAGGAUGCUGCUGUUGUUGACAAAAUCAUGUCCUCUCGUAUCGUCAAGAAGGAGGUCUCUCCAGGAGUGGUGGUGGAAGUGGAGGAGUUUUUUGUAAAAUACAAAAACUACUCCUACCUACACUGUGAGUGGGCUACAGAGCAGCAGCUGGAGAAAGACAAGAGGAUUCAGCAGAAGAUCAAACGCUUCAAGAUGAAACAAGCACAGAGGGCGCUCUUUUUCGCAGAUAUGGAAGAGGACCCCUUUAACCCUGACUACGUAGAGGUGGACAGAGUGCUGGAGGUGUCAUAUUGUGAGGACAAAGACACAGGGGAGGAGGUGGUGUACUACCUGGUGAAGUGGUGCUCUUUACCUUAUGAGGACAGCACCUGGGAGCUGAAGGACGACGUAGAUCAGAGCAAGAUUGAAGAGUUUGAGCAGCUGCAGGCAGCCAAGCCGGACUCAUGCAGGAUGGAGCGGCCCCCAGCCAAUCUGUGGAAGAAGAGGGAGCAGUCGAGAGAAUACAGGAAUAGCAACAGCCUCAGGGACUACCAACUAGAGGGGGUCAACUGGCUCCUCUUCAACUGGUACAACAGACGGAACUGCAUCCUGGCAGACGAGAUGGGCCUGGGAAAGACCAUCCAGUCAAUCACAUUCCUAGAUGAAAUCUAUCGCGCGGGCAUCAAGGGGCCAUUCCUCAUAAUUGCUCCACUCUCCACCAUUGCCAACUGGGAGCGCGAGUUCCGUACUUGGACCCAUCUUAAUGUCAUCGUCUAUCAUGGAAGCAUGGUCAGCAGGCAGAUGCUCCAGCAGUAUGAGAUGUAUUUCAGGGAUGCACAGGGCCGUGCGAUACGAGGUGCUUACAAGUUCCAGGCUGUUAUCACCACAUUUGAGAUGAUCUUGGGAGGCUGUCCCGAGCUCAACGCCAUAGAGUGGCGCUGUGUUAUCAUCGAUGAGGCCCACCGCCUCAAGAACAAGAACUGCAAGCUGCUAGAAGGCUUCAAGCUCAUGAGUCUGGAGCACAAGGUCCUGCUGACAGGAACUCCUCUUCAAAACACAGUGGAGGAGCUUUUCAGCCUGCUUCACUUCCUGGAGCCUGCGCGCUUCCCCUCAGAAAACACCUUCAUGCAGGAGUUUGGAGACCUCAAGACUGAGGAGCAGGUACAGAAGCUUCAGGGUAUCUUAAAGCCCAUGAUGCUGCGUCGGUUGAAGGAGGAUGUGGAGAAGAAGUUGGCCCCUAAAGAAGAAACCAUCAUAGAGGUUGAACUCACCAACAUUCAGAAGAAAUACUACCGUGCCAUCCUAGAGAAGAACUUUUCUUUCCUGGCUAAAGGAGCUGGCCAGGCAAAUAUGCCCAACCUGGUCAACACAAUGAUGGAGCUGAGAAAGUGCUGCAACCACCCCUACCUCAUUAAAGGGGCAGAAGAGAAGAUCCUAGAGGACUUCAGGGAGGUGUAUAGUCCUACUGCCAUCGACUUUCACCUGCAGGCUAUGGUGCAGUCUGCCGGGAAGCUGGUCCUUAUUGACAAACUGCUGCCCAAGAUGAAGGCCGGAGGGCACAAGGUGCUCAUCUUCUCCCAAAUGGUGCGCUGCCUGGACAUCUUGGAAGACUACCUCAUUCAGAGAAGGUACUUGUAUGAGCGAAUAGAUGGACGUGUUCGUGGGAACCUGCGGCAGGCCGCCAUUGACCGCUUCAGCAAGCCUGACUCAGACCGCUUCGUUUUCCUUCUGUGUACAAGAGCUGGAGGCCUGGGAAUCAACCUCACAGCAGCAGACACCUGUAUCAUCUUUGACUCUGACUGGAACCCGCAGAACGACCUGCAGGCCCAGGCUCGCUGCCAUCGGAUCGGUCAGAACAAGGCAGUGAAGGUGUACCGUCUGAUCACCAGGAACUCGUAUGAGCGGGAAAUGUUUGAUCGUGCCAGCCUCAAGCUGGGUUUGGACAAAGCAGUGUUGCAGAGCAUGAGUGGCCGAGAUAACAGCCUGGGAGGAGGUACUGGGGGAGGGGCGGUGCAGCAGCAGCUGUCUAAGAAGGAGAUCGAGGAUCUGUUGCGACGUGGUGCCUAUGGGGCCAUCAUGGAUGAGGAAGAUGAAGGGGCCAAAUUCUGUGAGGAGGACAUCGACCAGAUCCUCCAGCGCAGGACAAAGACCAUCACCAUUGAGUCUGAGGGACGAGGAUCCACCUUUGCAAAGGCCAGUUUUGUGGCAUCCGGAAACCGCACAGACAUCUCUCUGGAUGACCCCAACUUCUGGGACAAGUGGGCCAAAAAGGCAGACAUCGAUGUGGAUAUGGUCAAUGGCAGAAACAGCUUGGUGAUUGACACUCCCCGUGUCAGAAAGCAGACUAGGCCCUUCAGCGCCACCAAGGAUGAGCUGGCAGAGCUUUCCGAGGGUGAAAGCGACAAUGACGAGACCAAACCUAAACUCAGGCGAAACCAUGACCGCCUCAACAGCUAUGGACGCACAGAGUGCUUCAGAGUAGAGAAGAACCUGCUUGUAUACGGCUGGGGUCGUUGGAAAGAUAUUCUCAACCAUGGGCGUUUUAAGAAGCAGCUGACAGAGUGGGAUGUGGAGGCCAUCUGCAGGGCCCUGCUGUCCUACUGCCUGGUCCAUUAUCGUGGAGAUGACAAAAUCAAAAGCUUCAUGUGGGACCUGAUUGCUCCUACUGAAGACGGACGCACUAAGGAGCUGCAGAAUCACCUUGGUUUGUCUGCUCCAGUCCCUCGAGGCAGAAAGGGUAAGAAGAUGAAGACCCAGUCCAGCUCUUUUGACAUCCACAAGGCUGAGUGGCUAAGGAAGCACAACCCAGAGCACAUGCUUCAGGACGACGGCUACAAGAAACACCUUAAACAUCACUGCAACAAGGUGCUGCUCAGGGUCAGAAUGCUCUACUACCUGAAACAGGAGGUGAUAGGAAGCCAGGCCCAGCAGGUACUAGACGGCGUGGAAGCAAGUGAGAUAAAUAUCUGGGUGCCAGAGCCUGAUCAUUCUGAGCUUCCAACCUUGUGGUGGGAUACCGUCUCUGAUAAGUGUCUGCUGCUGGGUAUCUACAAGCAUGGUUAUGAAAAGUACAACACUAUCCGUGCAGACCCUGCCCUGUGCUUCCUAGAGCGUGUGGGACGACCGGAUGAGAAGGCCAUCGCUGCCGAACAGAGAGGCAAUGAUUUCAUGGAUGGGGAUGUAGAUGAUCCAGAAUACAAGCCUGCUCCAGCCCUGCUGAAGGACGAUAUGGAGGAUGAUGCCUCUUCUCCUGGAGACUUGGUUGUCACUGACAACGCUGGAGAUGCAGUUCCAGUGACGGAAGGUGAAAGUAUCUAUUGGCCCUCUUCUUCGGUGCUGACUGCCAGGCUGAGGCGUCUGAUCACAGCCUCCCAGCGCUACACCAAGAGCCGGCAGAUCCUCCACAUCCACCAGGCUCAGUCUCAGCAGACCAUGAUAAUGUCUGCUCCGCUCUGCCCGCUGCCCCCCACACUCAACGACACCCUCAACCCCAAGAUGGCUGCUAAGAUUGAACGCCAACAAAGAUGGACCAGGCGAGAGGAGGCUGACUUCUAUCGGGUGGUCUCCACUUUUGGUGUUGUUUUUGACCCAGACCUUGGACGGUUUGACUGGACCAAGUUCAGGGCCAUGGCUCGACUGCACAAGAAGACUGAUGAGAGUCUGCAGAAAUACCUGUGUGCUUUCACCGCCAUGUGCAGGCGGGUGUGUCGCCUGCCACCCAAGGAAGGAGACUCUGCAGUGGACCCAUCUCUGACCAUCCAGCCCAUCACAGAGGAGCGAGCGUCUCGCACACUGUACAGAGUAGAGUUGCUUCGCCAGGUGAGAGAGCAGGUCCUUCGUCACUCAUUACUCUAUGAGCGCCUGUCACUGUGUCAGAUGAGCUCUGACUUACCCGUGUGGUGGGAAGCUGGUACUCAUGACCGUGACCUGCUAAUUGGUGCUGCCAAGCACGGCGUCAGCCGCACAGACUACCACAUUCUUCGAGACCCUGAGCUCUGCUUCAUGGCUGCCCAACGCAACUACAGCCAAACAAAAGCUGCACAGCAGCAAUCACGCACAUCCACCCCGCUCCUACACCCUCAGUACCAGGCCACCAGCUCAGUGUUGACAGGCUCACCGGCGCCUCCAACAGCCCCGAGAGACCCAGAGCCCUGUGGGGUUGUACCCAAAGUCGAACCAGCCUCAGAAGGGGAGGAUAGCAGGGAGAAGCAUGGGGAGAGUUGGAGUCCUCCUCGAGCGCCAGCUACUCCUACAGGUCUGGAGGAGAAGCCUAUUCCUGAGAUGAGGGACAGUGAAAGGCAGAUGGUUGCAGCACGAACGAAGCCUCUCACUCCCAACUCCUCAGAGAGGAAACCCAAGAAGACCAGCAAGAGAAGCCGCAGGGAGGCCAGGCGUGGCUCAGAGUCCGACUCAGAUGGCUCCUCCUCAAGCUCUUCAUCCCGCUCCUCUUCCUCUUCAUCAUCAUCGUCUUCUUCCUCGUCACAUUCCGGGUCCAGCUCUUCCUCCUCUUCAUCGUCUUGCUCCUCUGGCUCUUCAUCGUCAUCCUCCUCUUCCUCAUCAUCUUCUGAUGACAGUGAAAGUGAGGGAGAGGAAGGAAAGAAGAAAGUGCCUGCAGCAACAAGUGUAAAGGGCUUUGAUGAGGACAGUGUGGCAUCUCUGAGCACUACACAGGAUGAAACGCAAGACACCCAUGUGGCUGAGAACGGCAUCACCAACAACUCUUCGCAUCCUUUCCAGGGAGGAGGAUACAUGCUUGCUGCAUCGUACUGGCCAAAGGAUCGAGUGAUUAUCAACCGCCUGGACAGCAUCUGCCAGGCAGUGCUAAAGGGCAAGUGGCCAGGAACACGCCGGGCCUACGAACCUGGAGGUGCAGUGGCCUCCUUCUACACCACCAAGCUGCUGGACAACGCCAACAGCCUGUGCGAGGACCCCUCUGCCUCGCCACAAGGGUCAAAGGUGACCAAGCAUGUUGCAGAAAACAAGGAGUUCUCAGUAAAACUGAACGAUCAGGAAGGAGGUCUGAAGUUGACCUUCCAGAAACAGGGUCUCCCUCUAAAGAGGCCCCUGGAGACAGAGGAGGGCCCCCAGGCCCAGCAGCAGUACCUGGCCCGGCUUCAAGAGCUGCAGAGCGCCUCGGACACAGGCCUGGCAGACAUCACCAAGCCACACUGCAGCUUCCAGAACGUGCCUCCAGGUGUUGCUGGUCAGAUGAGGCUGAACGGAGUAGUAGAUGGUCAGCCGGUGGUAAAGAGGCGAAGGGGGAGGAGGAAGAAUGUGGAGGGGAUGGACCUGCUCUUCAUGAACAAGAGUCGAGCCCCUGCUGUCCCUGAUCAGGUGCCUCCAGGAUGGGGUGGUAUUGGCCAGGUGGGCAUGGCUGCAGCUGCUGUGCCGGGCUACAGUCAGAGCUCUAGUCAGAGCCCCGCAGACACAGAGAUCAGGGUCCCUGUCAUCAACCUCAAAGAUGGCACCCGGCUUGCUGGGGAUGACGCUCCUAAGAGGAAAGAUCUGGAACAGUGGCUGAAAGAGCACCCUGGCUUUGUUGCAGACACAGGAGCCUUUAUACCUGGGGUGAAUAAGAUGCAAAUGCAGUUCCACUUCCAGGACGGUCGGCCCAAGCAGAAGAGGCACCGCUGUAGGAACCCCAACAAGAUCGAUGUCAACAGCCUGACAGGAGAUGAAAGGGUCCAGAUCAUCAACAGGAGAAACGCGCGCAAGGUCGGUGGAGCCUUUGCUCCUCCUCUGAAGGAUCUGUGCCGGUUCCUUCAGGAGAACCCAGAGUACGGAGUCCCACCUGAAUGGGCAGAUGUUGUCAAACAGUCGGGUUACCUCCCAGAGAGCAUGUUUGACAGGAUCCUGACAGGACCCAUUGUUCCUGAGGAGGUGAGCCGGCGUGGACGGCGACCUAAGAAUCCUCUGGCCAAGGCGGCAGCAGCAGCUACAGCGGCGGCGGCGGCAGCAGCGCCAAACCCAGCAGCCUCCACCCUGGGCCUGAACCCCCUGCUGACCAACGGCCUCCUCUCUGGAAUGGACCUAACCAGCCUGCAGGCCUUCCAGCAAAACCUGCAGAGCUUACAGUCCCUGCAGCUCACCGCAGGGCUUAUGGGGCUUCCAUCCGACGCAAGCAACCUGGCCGCAAGUAACUUAGCUGCCAUGUUUCCCAUGAUGCUGUCUGGUAUGGCGGGAUUGCCGAACCUGCUUGGCAUGAGCAGCUUGCUUGGGAAGCCUGCUCAGGAGGGCGCAGCUGGCACCGAGGACAAGGCGAAGGGAACUGCCAGCGGUGGAACAGGAGAGCCGUCUGCCUCUAAAGCCCCUUCUCACACCUCAGACACCAAAGGAGAAAGGACCGAGGGCUCGAACACAACUCCUUCCUCCACUUACAGCGCCACUUCCUCUGCCACCGCCCCACAAAGUGCUUCAGCUGCCUCGGCAGCCUCCGGUCACCCACUGUCUCUUAACCCCUUGUUACUCUCCAGUAUGAUUUACCCAGGGAUGCUUCUCACUCCAGGCCUUAACCUUCCUGUGUCUGCCACACAGCAGCAGAGCUCAAACAGUGAUCCCACCCCUCCUGCAGCCUCCCAGUCAUCGCCACAGGAGACACAGCGGCCAGCAGCAGAGAAGGACAGAGAGGAAGAGGAAGAGGAGGAGGAGGAGGAGGAGGAGGAGGAUGACGAGGCUUUGGAGGAAGAAGAAGAAGAUGACGAUGAGGAGUCAGCAGAACAAAAAGAGAACAGUGGUCCUGAAGGUUUGGGAAAAGCAGAGUCAUCUUCAUCAGAGUCUGGGAGCUCGUCUUCAUCCUCAGACAAUUCAGACUCCAGUGAUGAGGACUGAUCUAUGAAUAUAUAAUUACAAAUUUAUUUAUGUAUCGCCUAGAAAUGUAAACAUAUAUUCACAUAUAUAUGGAUUUUCCAGCACUUAUGUUGCUAUUUCUUUACAUGUACAUACAAGAACUAACUAAAAUGUUGUGUAAUAAAUAUUCCAAAAACAUGACAAACAAACAAACAAAAACAAAACAAAAAAAAAAAACAGCAAAAAACUGACUUAAAAGGAACUGAAAUAAAAUUUCAGUGUUUGUUCACAAGGUACAGUCUUGUUUUGAGACAUUUUGCAUGUCAGACUUUAGUAGAUUUCUGAACUCUGUGAACUUGUACCACACGAUUAUGUACAAUUGCAACAACAAAAGGCAUUAUUGUAAUUAUGUCAGGAUUUAAUUUUAUUAAAAAAGUGAAACUACA
Molecule: messenger RNA, 9855 nt
Organism: Thunnus maccoyii (southern bluefin tuna)
Lineage: Eukaryota; Metazoa; Chordata; Actinopteri; Scombriformes; Scombridae
Gene: chd9
Product: chromodomain helicase DNA binding protein 9
Exons: 39
Coding region: 377-9451 (3024 amino acids)
Molecular function (GO): ATP binding; protein binding; ATP-dependent chromatin remodeler activity
Source: RefSeq, a predicted model, not a curated record